Messenger RNA from Acaulospora morrowiae, 1650 nucleotides. The record is from the annotation of a GenBank genome assembly. Lineage: Eukaryota; Fungi; Glomeromycota; Glomeromycetes; Diversisporales; Acaulosporaceae.
GAUUAUGUAAGAUUAUUAGAAGAAAUCCUGUCUUCUGAAAAAGUUACUGCCAUUAGAUUUUUCAAAAAGGCCGAAUUCACAUUUUCUCAAAAGGAGAAUGCAGAAAAAGCGCUCUUCGAAACAUUGGGAAUUAUUAAAUCUAAGGAUGGUGCACAUUCUGUGAAAGCUGCAAGACUGCUCCAUAAUUUCGACAACUUUAUUAAUUCGUUUGCUGUACAACAAUAUUGGAACGAUCUUAAAGUUAUCGCAGAAAAAACUGUCACUAAUACAGCACAAAUAAUAUUACAAGAAAAAGAAGAACAAAAUGCUUGCCAAAUAAGGACCAAUGUGUUAGAAAAGAAAACUAAUUUACUAACAAAGAGAAAGGGAAUUUGUGAUUUUGAGGAAAAGCGAGUGACGAAACGAAUGCAAAAGGAACAAGAUGUAGACAAGCUGAUCUUUGGCGACAAAUCAGAUGCUGAUCCAAACGAUGAGGUGGAUUUUGAUGGCAACAAAAUUUUCGGUAUGGACUCGGACAUUGUAUUAGAAGAUAGUGAUGCUGACGAUAAUAUGAUAUUCCGGGAUUAUGGAGAGUACUGCGAAGAAGAAGAAAUCACAGUAGAAAAUACCUCGACUGAUCCCACUACAAAAUGGAUUUUGUCGAGUGGGAGAGAUGUUAAUGCAAUAUUGUCCAAAUAUCGUGAAAAAAUUCCUCGCUCAAAGGCAUACCUCUAUCCGGCCUAUUUUGGAAUAUUAGAUCUUUCUGGAGAGGAUAUUGAAGUAAAAAAUUUGUUUACAGACGACGAAUGGAAUGAGAUGGUUGAAGAUUUUAAAAGUAAUGUGAAUUUGAGUGAUUUAGAACCAGAGCAGGAUGAGCCGCUUUAUAAAUUAAUGGACAAAAUUACUGAGGUAUUAGCAACCAAUCCCUACGACCUAAUUACCAGCAUUGAAAGCUGUAAUAAAAAAAUGAACGCCAUUAGAAGACUUAUUCAAACUUAUGCAUACAAUCUUCAACGCUUACAAUUGCCAAUGUCAGAUGUCGCAUUUGGAAGCGAUUUCACGAAUAUGGUCACAAAAGGGAUAUUGACCUUUGACCAAAUCUAUCGUUAUGAAGAAGGUGAGAUACAAUGUCUUGCUUCGUCUGUAAUUUCCAAUCUCAAAACAAAGCCCACAGGCAGAAGCUUAAUCCGUCAAAAAGUUGACUUCAGGAUUAGUAAAGAUCAAUUUGAGAUGCUAAUUGGUUUAAGAUCUGGAGGUCUUCCUCUAGCAACAAAAGGGAAAAAAUGGAUGGAUAAGGUGGACUUAGCUGUUUCAUUACGGGAUGUGUUAGUCAAUGAAGGUAUAGAAAACAAUGGUAUAGAACCAAGCAAGUUCCAAAAACUUUUUGUUCUAGGAGCACUUUCAUAUGAUUAUAAUUAUAAUAUAUAUGGACUGGACUGGAAAUGUAAAGGUGUUUGGCGUUUAGGUCUAUUACAGAAGGUUAAACUACCUACAUCAGUUGCUAUUUUGCCAGCCAUAGAGAAGCUUAUAGUCUAUUUGUUGCGUGUGGAGGAGACUUUACAUCGUAUUCAAGAAAUCCGUUAUAAAAUGGUUAUUGAAAAGUCAAGAUUAGAUCGAAGCCGACGAACAUCUUUACGUUCUAUGGACUAUUGUAUUUGUGACCAAGGCCGC